Molecule: messenger RNA, 5776 nt
Organism: Oncorhynchus masou masou (cherry salmon)
Lineage: Eukaryota; Metazoa; Chordata; Actinopteri; Salmoniformes; Salmonidae
Gene: scarb2a
Product: scavenger receptor class B, member 2a
Exons: 13
Coding region: 383-1981 (532 amino acids)
Biological process (GO): receptor-mediated endocytosis; protein targeting to lysosome
Cellular component (GO): plasma membrane; cytoplasm; lysosome
Molecular function (GO): scavenger receptor activity
Source: RefSeq, a predicted model, not a curated record
UCAUUUGAAUCUGGUGAGGGAGGGAGUGGAGGUCUGGCGCCCGUCCUCAGCACUGUUAUUUCUCCCGCUGCCUUCGAGCAACACAGUCGAUUCUCCUUACGAAAACGGCUGAAUGGAGAGAAGAACAUUGUUCUAUGACAGCACUAAGGAAACUUCCAGAAUUUCUUAUGUUCGAAGACAGUUUGCAAGUAGAUGCAUAUCAACGAAUAAUUUUGAAAUUCGUAUUGUGAGGUUCGCUGUAGUGUAAGAGGCAAAGUGUGAAGUAGCGGUCACCUUUUGAGUAAAAUAACCCAUAAAAGAUCAGAACCUACAGUAUUAUCGUUAGUGUCAUUUGGUAAGUAAUUUCACAUUUGCCAAAUUAGUUUGACAGUUGGCUGGAAUCAUGACUCGGAGAUCCUGUGUAAUUUACGCUACUGGAAUUGUCUGCGCCCACCUACUGAUAGUGGGGAUCGCAUUGGUGGUGGCUCAAGUCUUUCAAACAAUGAUUCACAACCGGCUAAAAAAGGAAUUGACUUUGACAGAGGCAAGCCGAGUAUUUGAGUCAUGGAAGAACCCGCCGCCUCCAGUCUACAUGGAGUAUUACUUCUUCAACGUGACCAAUCCAGAAGUGUUCUUAGCAGGGGGAAAGGCAGUGGUCACCCAGAUUGGACCUUACACUUACAGGGAAUACAGACCUAGGGAAAAUGUGACUUUCCUUGAAAAUGGAACCAAGGUUUAUGCCCUGAAUCCCAAAAGCUUUGUCUUCGUCCCAGAGAAGUCCAGAGGUAAUCCAGAGGUCGACAUUCUGAGGACAGUCAACAUCCCAGCUGUGGCUGUGAUGAGUGAGCUGAACUCCUACUCCUUCCUGCUGCGUACCUUCGUCUCCAUAUAUAUGAAGUCCAUCGGCGUGGAGAUCUUCAUGACCCGCACUGUCCACGAGGUGCUGUGGGGCUUCAAGGACCCUUUGCUCACCAAAAUCCACAGCCUUAGGCCAGAGGUGGAUGAGAUGUUUGGGCUGAUGUGGAAGAAAAAUGGAACUCAUGAAGGAGAGUUUGUGUUCCUGACUGGUGAACGUGAUUACAUGGAAUAUGGCAGAAUAGACACAUGGAAUGGGUUGACUGAAAUGUCAUGGUGGUCCUCUAACCAGAGCAACAUGAUCAACGGGACGGACGGGAGUGUGUUCCACCCUCUGUUGUCUAGGAAAGAGCUGCUGUACAUCUUUGCGGCUGACCUCUGCAGGUCUAUCCAUCUGGGUUAUGUUGAGGACGUGGACGUGAAGGGCAUCCCAGCCUACCGUUUCGCCCCGCCCCACGACGUCCUACAGAGUCCUGAGGAGAACCCCACUAACGCCGGCUUCUGUGUGCCAGCUGGGGACUGCCUCGGCACCGGGGUGCUAAAAGUCAGUGUUUGCAGAGAAGGUGCACCUAUCGUGGUGUCGUUCCCCCACUUUUAUCAGGCAGAUGACAAGUACAUUAAUGCUGUUGAUGGACUGCACCCCAACAAGGAGGAGCAUGAGACUUACCUUGACCUUAACCCGACCACUGGGGUUCCCAUCCGUGCUUGCAAGAGAGCCCAGCUCAAUAUCAUUUUGAACAGAGUUCCAGGCUUCCCCAAAACCAAACAUCUAAACGAGAUCAUUUUUCCCAUUAUGUUUGUCAAUGAGACGGCCACUAUUGACGAUGACUCUGCUGCCCAGAUGAGAACCCUGCUGCUCAUCGUGACCUUGGUGUCCAACUUCCCUCUGCUCAUCGUGGGCAUGGGAGCCAUCCUGCUCAUUGUCCUAGUCGUCCUGGUCUGCAGGUCUCGCCAGAAGAAGAAUGAAGUAAAACGUAUUGAUUUUACUGAAGCUUUUCAUUCUUUUACUACGGCAAAAGAUGAAACGGCCUACACUCAAGUCAGCGACAAACCAGAGGUUGAACCAUCAGAAAACAACUAUACCAACCAGCCAAUGAGGAACGGCUCCUACAUCGCCAUGUCUCCCGUGGAGGCUCAGAAGUGUUGAUGCAGGCUGCAUUGUGUGGAGGGGCAGGCGGAGCAGCCUGGGCGUGGUAGUAUAACCAAGGCAGGGUUUUACAGUGCGGAACAGAGGUUUUCACUUUUGGGCAACAACCCCAAUAAAUGUCCACGUCAAUCAAGAUGCUGCUCAUCUCAAUGAUGCUCAUGACUAUCCUGCUGAGCAUGGUCUUUCUGCCUGACAUAGUGCAAAACAACAACUCCUGUCUCUGUUCUGUUGGGCUCAGUGCUGGGUUCAUGAAGGAACACUUGGACAGCCAGGACAACUUUUUUGAGUAUUUUCUGCGAGGGAAUAAAUAUCAAAUUAUGCAGUAUUCUCACUAAUUAAUAACAACCACUGAGCAGUCACUAUCAGCGUUCUACUGACUGAUGGGUAGUCUUCACCUGAUUUAAUGACGACUAGAGGGUCCUGAAACAUUUCUUUGUAUCAGUGUUUGUGAGGUCACCUCAAACAGCCACCAGAUUAAAACAUCUGGUAUUCUUCUCUCCCUGUAACUGAGUAUUCACUGACUCAGAAUAUAAGUGGUUUUGCUAGUAAAACUGUACUUAGCAUAUCCUUUUUGAAGAAAAAAGAAAUGGACUACUUAUAAUAUAUUUUCUUUUCCAGGGAUGAAUCCGUCAGUGCACACACCCAAGUUGUUAUCCAAUAGAAUUUGUGACAGUUUGUAUGUCUUACCAUGCAGUGUCCUGUUUUGAUUGGACUAUAGGGACUAUUUUUCUUGAUGAAGGCUCAGUGUAGUAUGACAACUAGACAUUUAGCUCUUUUUCCCUUUCCCUUUUUCCCCAACACUAGUUUGAGACAGAUUUAUUUCUAAACCUUAGACAUUUCUUCAGAUAAGGCAUUAGUAAAUAGCUGCUUUCCCAUUUAAGGAAAGGCCUAAACUUUCAUCUCGUAUUGAAAUUGUAAGAAAAAAAACAUACCCACAAAACUUACAAGGGAGACUUGAACCUACUUUCUGCCUUACAAUUUUCAGUGUUUCUUUGUUGAUAUGGUAAAACGCUGGAUAUCUUAAUAGUUGUACAUAUGCAAGGGGGAAAUGUCUGGCUACCUCUGACCUAAUCCAGCAAGUAGUCACAGGUGUGCCGAAGACACCAUUUUUUUUUUUAACAUCAGUGUGGACCCACUUUGUGUCUGCAUCAAUACUUGGAGAAAGCACAAUUUGGAUUGAUAGUACAGUCCUCAUAACAAGGUGACCAGGUUUUCACAUAAAGAUGAAACGCUGUUAAACAUCGACUGGUGCACCGUAAAAAAAAAUGCAGGUGAAUUGUAGAAUAAACAAUCGGGCCAUGCACACCGCUUCUGCUGUGCAUGUUAUGUCAGUCAACUGGCUUGCCAAGGAGCUGCAGAUAUUCAGACGAACAUGGCACUUGAAUCACUCUUUGUCUGAUGUGUUUUUGGGGCCAUUUUGGUCACUAGUCUCUGUCGUGUCAAGCCUUUUGGCAGUUGCUUCUGGAAAAAAUGAACUAAGGCCAUAAUACUGUCAACUUGAAAAUUCCUGCACUUUCCCCAAAAAAGAACAUGCCCUGUGUUUUUUUUGGUUGUUAUAUAAAAUGCAAGGGUCCUUCUGUGUAUUUCAGUAGUUUGCCCCAGGGUUGUUUUUCAAUGUGGUUCCUGAGGUGUUGUUCUAGAUGGACACUUUGCCUUUGUUACUUGCUUUUCAGUACAUUGCAUAUUUUUUAUUUUAUUUGUGUCUAAUAUUGCUGCUAUUAAUUGCCAUAACCUAUGGACUUGUAUUUUUUUCUAUGGAUGAGCCAUCCAUGCUCAUAUUCUGUUUUAAGGUUGUUCCAACAGAAACCAGUAUCAACUUCUAAAUUGCUAUGUCUGGUCUCUGUGAAGCAACUCUGUAAAUAUUGAAUAUUUGAGCAGGAUACAAUGCCCAAAGCUUGCUGUCAUUUACUGUGAUUAGCACAUAACUAUAGAUGGCAACACAUUGUAACAUGAGGAAUUGUCCAUAUUGGGAUUAUUUGUAAUACUUGUUUCUGUGGGUGACUAUAGAGUUUUCAACUGGAAACUCUGGAGUUCUAGAUGGGAUGCCCUAGUAAACAAAUGUAAUAGUUUUUUUUUUUUUCUCAAGUAUGAGUUUGGUUGUGCAAUUAAGGAUGUUUGUCAGACAUGGCUUUGGGCAUCUACUCAAACUUUGGUCCUGGUUAUAUUCUAUGUCAAGGGCCAAUAAACAGUAGGCCUUUUCAGCUCAAUCUAUAUACAAGCAAUCAUGGCCUUGUGCAUGUAUUGCUUACUUGUUUAAUCAUCACAGUAUAUCUUACCAUCCUUAUUGACUUGAAUCUAUAAGACCUUAAACCUGAACUGUUGUGUGCACACGCAUACACCUGAGCCAAUACUUACCACUGUCUGACUGACUAGUCCCAUUCACCUUUUGUACCCAAUCAUUCAAGUCCAUUCACUCCCCUGUGCUUGACCAAAGAUAACCUACAUAGAUCGGAUCCAGCUCGUGUUUACUCUAUUUAGAGAGAACGGUUGUGCCGCCACCACCGUCUGCCUACCUUCUACACUAUGGCUGCGUCUGGAAUUGCACCCUAUAUCGUAUACAGUACAUUACUUUUGACCAGGGCCCACAGGCUCUGGUCAAAGGUAGUGCCCCCUGGUCAAAGGUAGUGCCCCCUGGUCAAAGGUAGUGCCCCCUGGUCAAAGGUAGUGCCCCCUGGUCAAAGGUAGUGCCCCCUGGUCAAAGGUAGUGCCCCCUGGUCAAAGGUAGUGCCCCCUGGUCAAAGGUAGUGCCCCCUGGUCAAAGGUAGUGCACUGUAUAGGGAAUAAGUUGCUGUUUCGGAUGCAUUCCAAAUGCAGUGUAUUUACAAGUGUUUGAGUCGUGCUUCUUCCAUCAUGGCCAAAAGAUGUAGUUUUUACAAUUUGAUAAGGAUUAUUAAUAUUAAGCGAACGUCAAAGGGUUAAAAUGCAUCUCUAAUGUGAAGGGGAAAAACUGAGUUAUGUAUUGACGCAGCAAUACAAGGUUAUGUAAAAUUUUAUAUAAAUGUUUUUAAAUCUGACACUUUAUGUAUCCAUAUGUUCAUUGUUAUAUUUGUCCCGUGUGUAUGUUUUUUGUGGCCGUGUUUCAUUUCUAAGUACAGUUUAUUUUUUAAUAUUCAACGGGGGUUAUCGCACACAUGUUCAGUUUGUAUCAUGAAAUGUUUCUCACAGAAAAAUACAUCUUGUAAAGCUGGUUCAUAAUGUGAGAUAUUGAUCCAUCAGUGAGGGUAGCAAAGUCCCCAAAUGUUCUGAGAGAAUUCCUUGGUGGUUGUGAAUGUGUGUGUGUGUAGGAUAAUAAGCUAAUGUAGACCUAUUUUUGUGCAGCUAAUGCACCGUUUUGUCAAACUGGAGUGAUUAAUUGGAAGGCUGACUAUCUGUGUACAUGUGUAGGGAGAUUGCCUUGGUGCCGGAACAGGAACAAGGGAAGUGUACUCUCAAUCUAACCCAUAGAUGAAUGAAGCCCUCCUUCAGGGAAGAACGCUGGUGCCAUACAUCCUUUUAUUUCAUAAAUUUACUUUCACGUUACUGAUUUUUUUUUUGUUUAAAGCAGUGUAGCUGCUCUAACUGUAUACUGUUCACAUGUCAUUGCGUGUAAGUUUCUCAGUCACCGACUAACAGACAUUUCAUGUUACUUCUGAGAUAUAUUUUUUUGCUGCUGAAAGUGACAAUCGUCAUAUUUGGUACAAAACUAUUUCAAAAGUAAUCCAUAACUUUUAGUUAAUUUACACUGCACAAAUGUUUAUACAAUGCUUUUGUAAACAUUUUUAGUGUAUUUGCAAAAAUAAAUACAUUUGCAAUGAA